Molecule: messenger RNA, 1323 nt
Organism: Effrenium voratum
Lineage: Eukaryota; Dinophyceae; Suessiales; Symbiodiniaceae
Source: the annotation of a GenBank genome assembly
AUGACACAGUUCCUGGCGGAGCACCACGGCGCGGUGGCGGAGGAGGUGAAGGCCCACUACGUGGGCACCAUGAGUGCGGUGUACCUGAAGCAGUUCCGCACCUACGUCACCUCUCUGCAGAAGUUGGAGCUGGAGUACUCACCCACCAAGUCCGACCUGCUGGUGAACGAGCAACCAUCCGCAGGCCGGCUCUGGGACAACUUGGGCCUCGGCCGGAGUGUGCAGCUGAAGGACAAGGGCAAUGUCUUCUCCCUGUCAGGCUGGGCGCUUCGUCCAUUUUUUCCGGACUUGCCACCCUCCCCCGCGCCCCAAAGCCGCCGCCGCCGGCCGAUGGCGGCGCCGUCUGCGGCGCUGGUGGUGGCCUCCUUCGCCACGGCGCUCUGCGCGGAGUUCGCCGGGGCGGCGCUGGGCUUUGGGCCGGCCAUCCUCUACGAGAUCUCGUGGCAGAUCUGUGGCCUCUGCGGCCUCAGCAGCGGCGGACUGGAGAUGGCAGUCUUCCACAUCUUGGUGCAGGAGCUGCCGUGCGGCUUGCUGCAGCUCCUGCUGCUGCGAAGCUUUUGGCGCCCGCGCUUGGCUGCGCUGCUGAACCUCCCGAUGCUGCUCGCAUUGCCCGUGGGCACCGUGCUGCUGGAGCGCUUCGGGGAGUCCCCUCUGGCCAAGCAGGUCUUGGGCGGCCUUUUUUUGGCGCUGGCAGCAGUCCAAGUGCACGCGAAAAGCCGGCAAAAGUCCAAGCCAGACCUCGAGGCGUGCAGCUGGGGCGCCUCUGCAAGCCUGGCGCUCUGCUCGGCCUCCUCGGGGCUGCUGCGGGGGGCCAUGGGCCUGGCAGGCCCUCCCUUCAUGGUGCUGCUCCUCUUCUUCUCCGUGGAGCCUUCGGUGUGGCGCUGCCUCAGCAACACCGUGCGCGUGACCAUGGUGCUCACCCAGGGCCUGCUGCUAGGCGGCAUGGACCACCAGCUAGAGCGGCAAAACUGGCCCAUCUAUGUGGCGCUGAUGAGUGGGGGCGUUCUUGGGCUUCAGGUGGGGAAUCGCAUGGCCGCGCAAGUGGACCAAAGCGCCUUCCAGCGCUGGCUCUUGCUGUUCUUGGUCGCCGGGGGCGUGCUGAUGCUGAGCUCCUCGAGCGAGUUCCUGAGCGCCUGCAGCGCAGUGGCUUUGGCUCUGGUGGUCUUGGGCGCCAUCGCCAGCGCCGCCUUCACUUGGAACACGCCGCAGGACUCCGGAGGCGCAUCGCCGCAGAGGCUGCUGCGCUGUAACGAGGAGAAGGAGGAGGGGUGCAACGCUGAUGUGCUGCGCCAGAUCAGUGCCUCGAGCAUUUCCAACGUCUGA